Molecule: messenger RNA, 1985 nt
Organism: Magallana angulata
Lineage: Eukaryota; Metazoa; Mollusca; Bivalvia; Ostreida; Ostreidae
Product: CDP-diacylglycerol--inositol 3-phosphatidyltransferase-like
Exons: 7
Coding region: 99-743 (214 amino acids)
Biological process (GO): phosphatidylinositol biosynthetic process
Cellular component (GO): membrane; Golgi apparatus
Molecular function (GO): CDP-diacylglycerol-inositol 3-phosphatidyltransferase activity
Source: RefSeq, a predicted model, not a curated record
UUUUGACAACAAAUUGAUUUCUGCAAUUUCGAGAAGGUAUAUCAUAGUUUUAAACAAGCUUUCCAUCUAAAGCUGAACCAAAGAAGCUAAAAAGGAAGAUGGCUGAGAACGUCUUCUUAUUCAUUCCAAAUAUCGUGGAUUAUCUGCGAGUGAUCACUGCUUUCGUUUCCUUCUACUACCUGCCCACAGACCCUUGGAGUGCCUCGUUCUGGUACUUACUGAGUGGGUUUCUAGAUGCCAUUGAUGGACAUCUUGCCAGGAUGUUGGACCAAAGCAGCAAACUGGGUGGCAUGUUGGAUAUGCUGAUUGACCGCUGUGCCACCAUGUGUUUGAUGGCCGCCCUAUGUCACUUCUACCCAAAGUACAUGUUGUUCUUCCAGUUCAGUAUGGCAUUGGACAUCACCAGUCACUGGUUCCAUGUUCAAAGCUCUCUGAUGAAGGGUGGAGAAAGUCACAAAAAACUGGACCUGUCUGCCAAUCCAGUUCUUAGACAUUAUUAUCACAAUAGAAUAAUCCUCUUCAUUAUGUGUUCUGCCAAUGAGCUGUUCUUCUGUAUGCUGUACCUGACAUACUUCACUCCAGGGCCCACAUUUCUAGGAGUUGGGAUUUUCCAGGCUAUUCUCUAUGUCAGUGCUCCAUUAUCCUUCAUCAAGGCAGGAAUCAGUGUCCUCCAGCUCAUCGCUGCCUGCAAUAACAUCGCUGUCAUUGAUCAGAGUGACAGAGAGGCUAGGAAGGCCAAGUAAAAGAGAUUAAUCGGCCAUUGAUUGGAGAGAAAGUGAUCGUAAGGAGAAAACUCUGCAGCAUUGAACAGCUUGAAGCAAUCCUAGAGAUUACAGACAGUAAUACUGUCCUGUAUUUUACUUGUUUGUUGUUUUGUCUUUUUAUAUCUUAUAUUUUUUUAAAUGUUGAUACUAUUUAAGUAUUUUAGGUGAGAAAGAUUUUAUUUUGAAUUUGUGAAAUCCUGUCAUAUACAUAUUAGAGUAUUUCAUACUUGAUUUGGAUUCUGUCAUCAUUAAAAUUAUUUAUUGAUAUAUAAUAGACUUUGAUAAACAAACAGGCAGACACUGAUUUGAAUGAUGUUGAUUAUUUUACAUUUAAUGUAUGCUAGAAAUUCUCAAUAAACUGAUAAAAAUUGCAGAUACAGUGUCUAUGUAUACACAGAUUAUUAUGGUGUGUAAAAAAAUUAAGAUCAAAUUAAAGUAAGAUGCAAUGAACAAUUUUUUUUUUCCUGUACACUAUUUGAUAAAAAGCAGUCUUCCUCUAGUGUACCUUUAAAGUACCAAAUAACACUGUUUGUUUUUAUGUUUAGCUUUAUCUUGGUAUACAGGAUGUGUCUGUGGGCCCAAAUGACUAAUGUAUACAGGGUUGUUUUGCUCCAUGUUUUCCCCCUUCUACCCUCUCAGACAGUUUUGCCCUGGCUUGAAUUUGUUCAUACACAGUUAAAUAUAGAUACCAGGUACUCUUUCUAAUAAAUCAGUUACUAUAAAUUGUUUUGAAUUUGCUCAGACUUUAGUUUCGCCUGCUAACAACCAGGCCAAAAGGGGUGAAAAUAAAAUGGGGCGAAUAUUUCCCUGUGUACAGUAAUACUGCAAACAGUAAAGGUUGAUAGAAAAACUCAGAAAAAUAUAAUUGUUUUACUUUGAAAGUAUUACAGUGUGGUGUUCAGAUACAUGAAAUAAAAUAUAUUGGAGCAUUUCACAAAAAGGGGACAAACUGCUCAAACCAUUCCAAAUGAGGAUAAAGAAAAUAUAAACAUUUAAAUCAAUUUUUUGGUGGAAAGCAUUUAAUGGGGGAUUUUUGCUGGAAUUCCAGCCAAUAACUUUGUUCACUUUCAAAGAAAAAUAGUACUUAACACAUGUAUGCUAAUAUGCUAUGUAGUUUUUGUUAAAGUCAUGGCUUUUGCUAUAUUCUGAAUGAUGUUACAGAUUCGAGUAGUUAAUGUGUUGUAUUUUGUAGGUGCAUUGUGCAAUACAGUUGUAAAUUUA